Miniopterus natalensis is the source of this 3118-nucleotide messenger RNA. Lineage: Eukaryota; Metazoa; Chordata; Mammalia; Chiroptera; Miniopteridae. The record is from RefSeq and is a predicted model, not a curated record.
AUGGGNGAACCCCGGGGUGGGCACGGGGCCGUCCUGCCGAACCCCGGGAUGGGCACGGGGCCCUCUGGUGAACCCUGGGAUGGGCACGGGGCCGUCCUGCCGAACCCCGGGAUAGGCACGGGGCCGUCUGGCGAACCCCGGGAGCCCGGAGGUAGGGGCCUGGAGGAGCCCCUCGGAGGGGCCGGGCCCCGGCUGAGGUCAGCGUUGGCACCGCUGGUUCGCAGUGGCCCGGGAGGGAGGUUUCCCUCCUUGCUCCCGCCGGGGGCGAAGCGGUGGGAAAGCGGCUGCUUCCUCCCGGGAGCUGAGCUGGGGGCAGCCCCCCGAGACUUUCCCGGUCCUUCUGCGUCCCUCCCCGGCUCGGCCCCGGCCCCUCCUCGGGCCUCCAGCUGCCCCCUGACCUGGAGGGAAUCCUUAGCCUGUUUUCUGGCCCAGCCUGGCGAGGGCCAGCAGCCACCCGGCGACGAGAAAGAGCUGAUCCGCCGGGCCAUCCAGAAGGAGCUCAAAAUCAAGGAGGGUGUGGAGAACCUGCGGCGGGCGGCCACAGACCGCCGCCACCUGGGCCACGUGCAGCAGCUGCUCCGGUCCUCCAACCGCCGCCUGGAGCAGCUGCAGGGGGAGCUCCAGGAGCUGCAUGCCCGCAUCCUGCUGCCAGGGCCCCCGGCUGAACCUGCGGCCCCGGGACCCCGGGCUCCGGCGGAGCAGUCACGGGCCCGGCAGCUGGAGGCUCUGCAGAAGCAGCUGCAGGUGGAGCUGAAGGUGAAGCAGGGGGCCGAGAACAUGACCCACACCUGCGCCAGGGGCACGCCCAAGGAGAGGAAGCUCCUGGCAGCUGCCCAGCAGAUGCUGCGGGACAGCCAGCUGAAGGUGGCCCUGCUGCGAAUGAAGAUCAGCAGCCUGGAGGCCAGCGGGUCCCCUGAACCAGGUCCUGAGCUGCUGGCGGAGGAGCUGAGGCAUCGGCUGUGCAUUGAGGCCGCCGUGGCCAGAGGGGCCAAGAAUGUGGUGAAGCUGCUGGGUGGCCGGCGAACACAGGACCGCAAGGCGCUGGCCGAGGCUCAGGCCCAGCUCCAGGAGUCCUCCCAGAAACUGGACCUCCUGCGGCUGGCCUUGGAGCGGCUGCUGGAGGGCCUGCCUCCUGCCCACCCUCUGCGCGGCAGAGUGGCCCGGGAGCUGCGGACUGCGGUGUCUGGGAGCCCCCAGCCUUCAGGGAUGCUUGUAAAGCCAGUCGCCUUGACAGGGACGCUGCAGGUCCACCUCCUGGGCUGUGAGCAGCUGCUGACAGCCGUGCCCGGCCGGUCCCCGGUGACCGCACUGGCCGGGAGCGCCUCCCACGGCUGGCUUCGGGGCAGGGCCAGGCAGGAGCGUGGCGGAGGCGAGCUGGCCAGUGAGGUGCUGGCUGUGCUAAAGGUGGACAAUCGCGUCGUGGGACAGACGGGUUGGGGGCCGGUGGCCAAGCAGUCCUGGGACCAGACCUUUGUGAUGCCCCUGGACCGGGCCCGGGAGCUGGAGAUCGGGGUGCGCUGGCGGGACUGGCGACAGCUGUGCGGCGUGGCCUUCCUGCGGCUGGAGGACUUCCUGGACAACGCCUGUCACCAGCUCAGCCUCAGCCUGGUCCCGCAGGGGCUGCUCUUUGCCCAGGUAACCUUCUGUGACCCCGUCAUUGAGAGGAGGCCCCGGCUACAGAGGCAGAAACGCAUUUUCUCUAAACGCAGGGGUCAGGACUUCCUGAGGGCGUCCCAGAUGAACCUCAGUGUGGCAGCCUGGGGGCGCUUGGUCAUGAACCUGCUGCCUCCCUGCAGCUCCCCAACCACGAUCAGCCCUCCCAAAGGGCGCCCCCAGGCCCCCGCCUCACCUCGGGGGGCUGCCAGCCCUGCCUCACCCAGUCAUUUCCCACCCAAAAAGACUCUCCUCCGAGAAGAGAUGAGGCCCCCCCCCAAGCCCCCCCGCCUCUACUUGCCCAAGGAGCCAACGCUCGAGGAGACGCCGCGCACCAAACGCCCCCACAUGGAGCCCAGGACUCGACCCAGGGCAUCUCUGCCAGCCUCAGCCACCAGGAAACCGCUCCGGCUCCAGGACUUCCGCUGCUUGGCCGUGCUGGGUCGGGGACACUUUGGGAAGGUUCUCCUGGUGCAGUUCAAGGGGACAGGGAGAUAUUAUGCCAUCAAAGCCCUGAAGAAGCAGGAGGUGCUGAGCCGGGACGAGAUGGAGAGCUUGUACUGCGAGAAGCGAAUCCUGGAGGCUGUGGGCCGCACGGGGCACCCCUUCCUGCUGUCCCUCCUGGCCUGCUUCCAGACCGCCAGCCACGCCUGCUUCGUGACCGAGUUCGCGCCGGGCGGCGACCUCAUGAUGCAGAUCCACGAAGACGUUUUCCCUGAGCCCCAGGCCCGGUUCUACCUGGCCUGCGUGGUCCUGGGGCUGCAGUUCUUGCACGAGAAGAAAGUAGUUUACAGGGACCUUAAGUUGGACAAUCUUCUGCUGGAUGCCGAGGGUUUCCUGAAGAUUGCGGACUUUGGACUAUGUAAGGAAGGGAUCGGCUUUGGGGAUCGGACCAGCACCUUCUGCGGCACCCCGGAGUUCCUGGCCCCCGAGGUGCUGACCCAGGAGGCCUACACGCGGGCUGUGGACUGGUGGGGGCUGGGCGUGUUGCUCUACGAGAUGCUGGUGGGCGAGUGCCCUUUCCCGGGGGACACCGAGGAGGAGGUGUUCGACUGCAUCGUCAACGCCGAGGUCCCACGGCCCCGCUUCCUGUCGGCGCAGGCGCUGGAGCUCAUUCUGCAGCUCCUCCAGAAGUGCCCGGAGAAGCGCCUGGGGGCAGGUGAGCAGGACGCCGAGGAGAUCAAGACACAGCCUUUCUUCAGGACCACCGACUGGCAGGCUCUGCUUGCCCGUGCUGUCCAGCCCCCCUUCGCACCCACCCUCUGUGGCCCCACGGACCUGCGCUACUUCGAGGGCGAGUUCACGGGGCUGGCGCCCGCCCUGACCCCACCGGACCCCCGCAGCCCCCUCACUGCUCGCCAACAGGCCGCCUUCCGGGACUUCGACUUCGUGUCAGAGCGGUUCCUGGAGCCCUGAGGGCCUUUCCCCACGUCCUGUCCUGUCCCCCAGACUGUUAGAGCCUCAC